AUGCAGGCGGAGCCGCGGCCGACGACGGGGCCCGGCGACGCGGCGACCCCUGGGCUGGAAGCGGCGCUUCCUGCUACCCCGGCGCCUGCCACUACCACCGAGGGACAGAUCCCCGGGUCCGCAUCGGGACCCGAGCCCAAGAGGAGGCAGCUCGGGACGCUGCUCCAGCCCACGGUCAACAAGUUCUCCCUUCGCGUGUUCGGCAGCCACAAAGCAGUGGAAAUCGAGCAGGAGCGGGUCAAGUCAGCGGGGGCCUGGAUCAUCCACCCCUACAGCGACUUCCGGUUUUACUGGGACCUGAUCAUGCUCCUGCUGAUGGUGGGGAACCUCAUUGUGCUGCCCGUGGGCAUCACCUUCUUCAAAGAGGAGAACUCUCCACCUUGGAUCGUCUUCAACGUCCUCUCUGACACCUUUUUCCUGCUGGAUCUGGUGCUCAACUUCCGCACGGGCAUCGUGGUAGAGGAAGGCGCUGAGAUCCUGCUGGCACCGGAGGCCAUCCGCACUCGCUACCUGCGCACUUGGUUCCUGGUUGACCUCAUCUCCUCUAUCCCUGUGGAUUACAUCUUCCUGGUGGUGGAGUUGGAGCCACGACUGGACGCCGAGGUCUACAAAACAGCACGGGCCCUACGCAUAGUGCGCUUCACCAAGAUCCUCAGCCUUCUGCGGCUGCUCCGCCUCUCCCGCCUCAUCCGCUACAUACACCAGUGGGAGGAGAUCUUUCACAUGACCUAUGACCUGGCCAGUGCUGUGGUUCGCAUCUUCAACCUCAUCGGGAUGAUGCUGCUGCUCUGUCACUGGGAUGGCUGUCUGCAGUUCCUGGUCCCCAUGCUGCAGGACUUCCCUCCCGACUGCUGGGUCUCCAUCAACCACAUGGUGAACCACUCGUGGGGCCGCCAGUAUUCCCAUGCCCUGUUCAAGGCCAUGAGCCACAUGCUGUGCAUUGGCUAUGGGCAGCAGGCACCUGUAGGCAUGCCUGACGUCUGGCUCACCAUGCUCAGCAUGAUUGUGGGCGCAACCUGCUAUGCCAUGUUCAUUGGCCACGCCACUGCCCUCAUCCAGUCCCUGGACUCCUCCCGGCGUCAGUACCAAGAGAAGUAUAAGCAGGUGGAGCAGUACAUGUCCUUCCACAAGUUGCCAGCUGACACACGGCAGCGCAUCCAUGAGUAUUAUGAGCACCGCUACCAGGGCAAGAUGUUCGAUGAGGAGAACAUCCUAGGCGAGCUGAGCGAGCCACUCCGGGAGGAGAUCAUUAACUUCACCUGCAGGGGCCUGGUGGCCCACAUGCCGCUGUUCGCCCAUGCCGACCCCAGCUUCGUCACGGCGGUGCUCACCAAGCUGCGCUUUGAGGUCUUCCAGCCGGGGGACCUCGUGGUGCGUGAGGGCUCUGUGGGCAGGAAGAUGUACUUCAUCCAGCACGGGCUGCUCAGCGUGCUGGCACGUGGUGCCCGGGACACCCGCCUCACUGAUGGAUCCUACUUUGGGGAGAUCUGUCUCCUGACUCGGGGCCGGCGCACAGCCAGCGUGCGAGCUGACACCUACUGUCGCCUCUACUCACUCAGCGUGGACCACUUCAAUGCUGUGCUCGAGGAGUUCCCCAUGAUGCGCCGGGCCUUUGAGACUGUGGCCAUGGAUCGACUGCGCCGCAUUGGUAAGAAGAAUUCCAUGCUGCAGCGGAAGCGCUCCGAGCCAAGUCCUGGCAGCAGUGGGGGCAUCAUGGAGCAGCACUUGGUCCAACAUGACAGGGACAUGGCUCGGGGUGUUCAGGGCCUGGCCCCACGCACAGGAGCUCGGCUCAGCGGAAAACCAGUGCUGUGGGAACCACUGGUGCACGCACCCCUGCAGGCAGCCGCUGUGACCUCCAAUGUGGCCAUUGCCCUAACUCACCAGCGGGGACCCCUGCCCCUCUCCCCAGACUCUCCAGCUACCCUCCUUGCUCGCUCUGCUCGAUGCUCGUCGGGCUCCCCAGCUUCUCCACUGGUGCCUGUCCGACCUGGCCCUCUGCUGGCCCGGGGGCCAUGGGCGUCCACCUCCCGCCUGCCUGCCCCACCUGCCCGAACUCUCCACGCCAGCCUUUCCCAGGCUGGGCGCUCCCAGGUGUCCCUGCUGGGCCCCAUCCCGGGGGGUGGACGGCGGCUAGGACCUCGGGGCCGCCCACUCUCAGCAUCCCAACCCUCUCUGCCUCAGCGGGCAGUAGGUGAUGGCUCUCCUGGGCGGAAGGGCUCAGGAAGUGAACGACUGGUCCCGUCAGGGCUCCUGGCCAAUCCUCCAGGGGCAGCCCAGCCCCCCAGGCCACCAGUGCCUGGGCCAGCCACCCCUAGGGGCCCCCAGCUCUCUGCCAACAUGUGA
Molecule: messenger RNA, 2346 nt
Organism: Pteronotus mesoamericanus
Lineage: Eukaryota; Metazoa; Chordata; Mammalia; Chiroptera; Mormoopidae
Gene: HCN3
Product: hyperpolarization activated cyclic nucleotide gated potassium channel 3
Exons: 8
Coding region: 1-2346 (781 amino acids)
Biological process (GO): regulation of membrane depolarization; sodium ion transmembrane transport; potassium ion transmembrane transport
Cellular component (GO): HCN channel complex; dendrite; membrane
Molecular function (GO): voltage-gated potassium channel activity
Source: RefSeq, a predicted model, not a curated record